AAGGAGAACAUAUACCCCGUAAAACAAGGCCGAAGCGCAAGUUCAUUGUCUCGGGUUUUCUCCAGUGACCCUUCCUCCCGUCAGGCAGAAUUACAAGCUGGUCACGAGCAGUUCAAUGCCGAGCUUGAGAUGGUCGAAGAACUUGAUGAUCCCCUCGAUGUAUAUAACCGCUAUAUAAAAUGGACAAUGGAAAAUUAUCCGCAAGGACAAACUUCUCAAUCGAAUUUAGUGCAAUUACUGGAACGCGCCUCCAAAACUUUUGUUAAAGAUACGCGUUAUAAAAAUGACCCUAGGUACUUAAAGUGCUGGUUGCAAUAUUCGAAACUUGUCGGGCAAACAAAAGAACUGUUUAUGUUUUUAAAGGUCAAUGGGAUUGGAAUGGACCUGGCUGCCUACUAUGAGGCAUACGCCGAAUUAAUGGAAGGACUAAAUAG
Molecule: messenger RNA, 434 nt
Organism: Acaulospora colombiana
Lineage: Eukaryota; Fungi; Glomeromycota; Glomeromycetes; Diversisporales; Acaulosporaceae
Source: the annotation of a GenBank genome assembly